AUGUCCCCCAUCCCCCUCAAGCUCGUCAGGAGCUCGCUAUUGCGCCUACGCGUACUUCAAGCUACCAGUCUACGCGAGGAACAAGCCAUUCAAAGCGCACUUGAGGAGUUGGAGACCGCUGUCGUAGUAUGUGGUGGAGAAGCUGUACUAGCAGCUGCAUUAGAACAGCCGAACGUGCUACCUUAUAUCGUCUCAAUUCUAUCCAAGCCGGUGUUCGAGGAUCUUCUCAUCGACGCCCUACUAUCUUGGGAUAAGACCAUCCACUCCUGGUCCCAAGAGAACCUCUCUUGGCGCGUACUCGCAGCACUAUCCAAGACUGCCUUCUUCCUCCAAAUACGGCGUACCGAAGACGAAGAGCGCCAGUUGCGCGAGCACCAUCAACUUGUAUUCGCUGCGCCACAACUCCUCUCAACCCUUCCCAAAAUGGCCUUCGCGUCUCCAUCACCGGCGGAACCCGAAGCGUUCUCACCCAUCGACGAGGAGUUCGGCUUCAACAUUCCCGUCAAGCAGACCCAGCGCGACCGUAAGAAUGCGAAGAAGCGCGCCGUACAGCAGCGUAAGGCCGAGUCUGAAGCACGCAUCGAUCCUGCGGUGUUUGCCGGCCUCGGCGUUACCCCACCGACGUCCAGAGAAGAUGCGGAUAGGGUAUACGUCCGUGUGGCGGAUCGUUGUCGAGACGCUCUCGAGCACCUUUUGACCUACUUCUGGAUAUCAGUUCCGAAGGAUGUCUUGAAGAACGCCUACAUUCCCGCGGUGUCAUCUGAGGUUAGCGACAUCACCGAAACGCUCAAGGCUGUGACACUUCCGUCGGAUAUCACUGUCGUGGAAGAAGUACCGGCCGCUUUCCCCGCCGUGCAGCCUAUGCGCGCAGCGUUGUACUUCGACAGCGCCGAAGGCUUCGGACCGUGGAAGAUCUUGGUGGGUCAACGGGCCACAGGCGACCUCCGUGAAGCGAAGAGAAAGUCUCCGGACUUCUACAACAUCUUCGUCAAGAAGAUCAAAGAGCUGUCACACGGCCACUUCUCGGACGAUAACCAGAAGCGUCUCACAGGUCCGAACACUCCCAUUCCGAUCUACGAGGCGAAGAUGACCCGCGACACGCGCCUCAUCUAUCAAGUGGACGUUGUACCCGAGAUCGAGACGAAGGUCGAGCGGCAAGUCAUCCGCAUCUUCGGCAUCAAGACGCACACGCAGAUCGACAGUCGUCUGUGGGACUCAAUCGGCCACCAGCUCUUCCGGCGCGGCCGAGAGUACAUGAAACGAUGCGCGUUUCGUCUGCCCCACACCCAGAUGCACGGCGAAACGUCCUUCCUGCCGAAAGAGUGGCCAUUCGAAGGGGAGCAGACGCGUGAGCGUGAGGAGAGCGUGAACUCCGAGAAGGUUGUGCCCGACUUCGAGCCGUCGAAGGAGGAUCUGGAGGAGAUGCACUCGCUUUUGGUGCUCGACAAAUACGUCUCCCUUUCCCAGGCGUUCCUUAACAGCAUCCUCGCGGAUCAUGAGGUCGCGCACGUCUUUCAAGUUUCACCGCAUGAGCAAGAGAUCAUCGAACAUGACCACUCUUGCUAUGUAUUGGGUCGCAGCGGCACUGGCAAAACGACGACCAUGCUCUUCAAGAUGCUUGGCAUCGAAAACUCGUGGCAGCAAGUGCAGCAGACCGAGACCGACGCCACCGGCAUCGCUCGUCCUCGCCAGCUCUUCGUAACACAGUCACGCGUACUGGCGGACAAAGUUGAGGAGUACUUCGUCAAGCUACUCGAAUUCUUACACUUCGCGUCUGAAAAUGGGUCGAGCGAGGCUCUGCGCGAGCUACUUGGACGCCGCCAGGUUCGGGAAGAGGCUGGACUGGUAGAUCGUGAUGAAGCCAUCGACUGGCGCGAAGACCUUCCCUCCCGGUUCUCCGAGCUUCAGGACGCCCACUUCCCCAUGUUCAUCACCUUCGACAAGCUCUCUUCUCUACUUGAAGCCGACAUGGAGAACACCAUCGUUGCUAAGCGCAGCGAGUUGGAGAUGACAAGCCCGACAUCUCCCGGCAUGCCGAACCCUCUGGAUGGCACAGGAGGCGGCACGAGCGAAUACAUGCUCCAGGCUCGCGAGGCAUUCGUGAGCUUCGACGUAUUCAGAGACCAAUACUGGCCACACUUCCCGCAACCUCUGACCAAAGGCAUCGAUCCGGCGUUGGUUUUCUCCGAGUUCAUGGGCGUCAUCAAAGGCUCCGAGAAGACGCUCGAGGCCGGCGCCGAGAAGACGUGGCUGUCGCUGUCCGAUUAUCUCAAACUCAGCGCUCGGUCACAAGCUACGUUCGCUGGUCGCAGGAAGGAGAUCUAUCGCCUCUUCGAAGCCUACAUCCGUGCGCGUAGGGACCGCGGCGACUACGAUGCGGCGGACAGAACUCACUCCAUCCUUCGCGAGAUGCGAGAGAACGGGGUCUCGGGGAAGAAACUCGACUUCCUCUAUGUCGACGAGGUACAAGACAAUCUGUUGAUCGACGCCAUGCUCCUUCGCAUGAUCUGCGUAAACCCCGAGGGUCUCUUCUGGGCGGGAGACACCGCGCAGACAAUCUCCGUCGGAAGCUCAUUCCGCUUCAACGACCUCAAAGCCUUCCUUCACCGCAUGGAAGAGUCGGCGCUGGCUGCGCAGAGCUCGAACCUACAGCAGAAAGCCGCGCGGCCGCCCAAGUCUUUCCAGCUCACGACCAACUUCCGUUCACACGGUGGGAUCGUCCGCGCCGCCCAUGCCGUGGUCUCGCUUAUCACCAGGUUCUGGCCGAAUGCGCUCGAUGCGCUGGCACCGGAGCAAGGUGUCGUCGAUGGUAUCAAGCCCGUGUUCUUCUCGGGAUGGGAUGCAGACAAUGUUCGCUACGAGAGCUUCCUCUUCGGAGAAGCAGGCGCUCAGAUUGAGUUCGGCGCUCAGCAAUGUAUCCUUGUACGAAGUGAUGCAGCGAGGGAGCGCUUGCGCAAGCAGGUGGGAGAUAUCGGUCUCAUCUUGACGCUCUACGAGUCGAAAGGGUUGGAGUUCAACGACGUCAUGCUGUUCAACUUCUUCGAGGAUUCGACCGUCGACGAGUCUGCAUGGCGCGUCGUACUCAACGCGCUCAGCGUCAAUCAACGUGAAGGCGAACCAGCUCCAGACUUCAACGAGAUUAAGCACGCCGGAGUGUGUUCUGAGUUGAAGUUCCUUUACGUCGCUGUCACACGUGCCCGUAAGAACUUGUGGAUCGUCGACCGGUCCGAACGUGGUGUACCUAUGAGGACAUACUGGAUGGCGCAUAAUCUCGUCCAGCACUACACACCGGGAAGUGAAACCGAACUACCUCAGCUUGCUGUGGCUUCAACGCCUGAGGAGUGGGGCAAGACUGCCCGUACUCUCUUCGACAACAAACGCUACUUCCAGGCCAUGCACGCAUAUGAUCGUGCAGAGAUGCCGCGUGAAAAGGCUGCUUCGUAUGCGUACUACUUGCGCGAACAGGCUUACGCAACAUCGGCUUCGAAGGCGGGCGGCGCCAAUGAUCCUCGGCGCUUAGCCUAUAUCGCAGCUGCGGAGGCUUUUGUCAGCUCAGCUAAGGUCGCGAAGCGCGAGCGCCGCGAAUACUAUCGCAUUGCUGCUCGGCUCUAUGUCGCCAUAGACGAAUACGGAAAGGCAGGCGACGCGUAUAGAGAAGCACUCUUCUUCACAGAAGCGGCGCAAAACUACCGUAAAGCCGGUCAGUUCGACAAGACCGUAGAGGUACUUCUCGGGCACCGCGCCGACAUGGAUGCGACCAUUUGGGAGCGCUUGCGUGGAGUCUCUAGGCUGUUUUACUUCAAGCAGCACGAUCUCCAACGCGCCUCACAGCUCUUCGAUAGCGUCGAGGAGAAGCUGGAGUUCACUGAGGAAUAUGACCUUGACGAUGUGCGCGCCGAGCUUCUCGAAGACGCUGGACGCUUCUCCGAGGCUGCCGAGCUGCUUCUGGCUGAGGGGCGCACGAUGGAUGCUAUAGACCUGUAUCUCCGCGAUGAAUCCUCGCCGGAAUCGCAGUCCAAGGCGAAAGAUUGCAUUCUUGACGCCUUGUGGAAGGCACUAUCAUUCAACAUCUCUCCGGAUCCAGUUCACGCCACCGCGUACAAGGCUCUGAAAGCUCUUUUCAGACUGUUGCAGCGUCUCGAUACAAGCACCUUCACAGAUCGCUCCCGCGCCGAGAUAGAGGUCUUUCAGGCGAUCGAACGACAGGAUGCGAACAGUCUUCGGGCGUUGGGUGUCCGUCUUGCACACCGUGGCCCUACGUACAUUGAUCUCACGUUACUGUGCCUCGACCACGGGUUCAAGAGCACGCAGCACAUCUUCUCGGGCAGUGGCGACCACGCUUUGUCCGUUCUAGAGGCCUACAACAUCUAUAUCCGGUUCCUGUCCAGCGCCAUCUUCCACAAGGAACCUUGGGCAAGCGUUCUCUUGUCACGGCUCUUCGGGAUACAGGUCACCGACGAGGGCUUGAUACAGCUCAAGCAGGACUCUUUCCUCCACGCGAGCCAUCUGCGCUUCAAUCACGCCGACUCGUCCAGCGAUGCACCAGCGCUCCGGGAAGUAGCUCUCCGGACGCUCUACCGCAAGGCACUUUGGGAGCGCAUGCGUGUAAGCGUCGACUCGGUGAACCGUCAGUGCUUGAACGUCAAGACUUUUGAACCGUGUGAACGCAAGGCCACCGGAUACUGUGAGCCAGGGAAUGGCUGCAACUUGGAGCAUGAGCUGGAUCAAGCCUGGUUCAAUCGUCGCUUCCGUUUCUACCUCCUUCAAGGUUUCAUGCUGAAUACGUACCAAGACGUGGCAGCUGAGAUCGGCGGGGGAAGGCGCAUCGUCGGAUCUUCCCAGGCGCAGAAAAAUGUCCGGAUAUGGCUUGAGCGUAUUGAAGAGGUCCUCUUCCCUAUUCACUACGCUUUCGGCUCAGCGCAUACGAUCAAUACGACACACGUGCCCGAGGCAGACCUUCGACGAGGCAUCGCUUUAGUGCGAGAAAGCGUGCGCGCCUGCAUCUACGAUCUGGGACAACAGGAGGCUUUGAAUCGCAAGGUGUUCACGAACAUAGUCCUGGUUACGUUCAACUUGGGCUUCACGUUCGACCACACCGCCAUCAACACGUACCUCCCUGGGACGCGAGUAGUAGGAGAGACGGCCUUGGCACCGUAUCUUGUUCGGCAACCCGGAGGGGACAAUGUCAUCCACAAUCUGAUGGAGUUCUACAGAGGAAAGGAGCCGCAUAGUCUCAAAGCGGGCGUUGCGUUCCUCAGUCAUAUCACGGAGCGAAGACUUCCCACGGACGUCGGGAGACUGAGCACAUUCUUAGACCGACUCUGUAGUUCUGUGAUCAUCGCGCGACGCAUGGCACUACGCACGCCGACGCUCCACGACCUCACCUUACCGCGAAGCUGGCUACUUGCGCGAUUGGCUGACAUCGAUGAGCUUUGUGACAAGGAUGUCCGCGUCGGCAAUGAGAUUGUGAGGCUAGUAUCGGCCAUCCUUGUCCAGUUACACACCCUUGUCGAUGCCGAUCACUUGACGUUCAACUCGAAGUUCAUCCUGGACAAGGACCUCGAUCCUCGGUGGAGGAACAUAGCCAUUGCACGCAUCUGCCGCUGCAUUUGUCUCUUCGCCUACAACAUGAGGAGCAUACCCCUGCAAACAUCGGUCUUUCGCGCUAUAACUGGUCUGAAGAAUUUGUCCGGUUCGGCAACGUCACCUUUGUACUCUCAGUACGUGAGCGCACAGCAUUGGUUGCGUUUGGGAAACGUCGCGACUUCAAGUAUGAUCAACUCUGGCCUGGACGAGAUGAUCCUACUCUUCCGGAUAGGUUCGCGUGGCUACCCCCCGACGAACAGCCGUGUCCGUCGUGUCAAUUACAGGAACGUCGACGAACUCUAUGAUGCUCUAGGCUCGAAGGCAAAGCCACCUGCCAAACUACGUGCCGGCGCGACUCCAUUCGUUCCUGCCGGUCCAACCGCCGCGCUGUCCACCGCCACGGAACCUAGCACCACAUCCUCUCAACCUGCGAUCGAAGCGGAAGAGCCGCAAGCCGAGGAGCCCGAUACCCUGCAGGAUGACGACGCGGUAGUCAUAGAGGAAUCGAUGCAGGCUAAUGCCACGCCUGCGAUAUCUCCCGAAGAAGAAAUCAAACGAGAGCGUGCCGCGCUGUUUUUCGCCAAGACUUAUCGCCGUGUUAUACGCCGACGCGCCAACCACGUACUACCGGGUGUUCCGAAAGCACGACUCGACCAGAUCACUGCGUGCUUCAAGGAGGAUAUGAACAUCGAGUGGGCUCCGAAGUCGCUCUACCGCCUCAUCUUCCGCGGGCCGCUGCCGCAUGCGCUCACUUGUCUCGAUCGACUAUUGUAUAAAGCGCAGGCCGACAAAACCAUGAUCAAGAUAAAGACCCGGAUCGCGCAGCACGAGGAGCUGGAGAAGUACAUGGCUGAACAGACGAAGAUCAGCGCAUACGUCAAGGAACUUUCAGGCCUGCAGAAAACGCUUGCACCGACCGCACCUCUGCAUAAGGAGAAGGAUCUUGCCCAACUUCGUACGCACGUCGCGCGCAUCUGCGAGCUUGUCGACGAGCUGGAGAAGACCGCGACCCGGCUACACUUCGACCGGGAUAUCGCUUACCGCGGCAUCAUACAAGAGCCUGCGCCACCCAAAGUCAAGGCAACGCAGAAGCCUACGCUGAACACCAGCGACUUGAACGGGCGGGACGACUACGACGAGGACUAUGAUGGAGAGGGCGACGAUGUGGAUAGCGGUAAGGGGAGUAGUGUAGGCGAUGAGCAGCAUAUGAGCGAGUGA
This is a messenger RNA of Peniophora sp. CBMAI 1063, 6804 nucleotides long. Lineage: Eukaryota; Fungi; Basidiomycota; Agaricomycetes; Russulales; Peniophoraceae. The record is from the annotation of a GenBank genome assembly.